Messenger RNA from Drosophila novamexicana, 351 nucleotides. Its product is annotated as lipopolysaccharide-induced tumor necrosis factor-alpha factor homolog. Gene Ontology annotation, molecular function: zinc ion binding. Bases 1 to 351 code for a protein of 116 amino acids. The transcript is spliced from 3 exons. The record is from RefSeq and is a predicted model, not a curated record. Lineage: Eukaryota; Metazoa; Arthropoda; Insecta; Diptera; Drosophilidae.
AUGGAGGCCGAUCUCAAGCAGAUCAACUACGCCUACAUGUCAACGGCUCCUGCCCAGGCUGAGAUAACAGCUCAGCCAACGCCGGCGCCGGCUGCAGUGAUGGUGCUCACUGCAAAUGCCGCACCGCCAUUGGGGCAUGAGCCGCAGCGCAUGACUUGCCCCAGUUGCCGCAAUGUGAUGCAAACGCGCCUGGCGCCGCGUGCGAAUAAGAACACGCACCUGUUGGCCCUGAUACUCUGCCUAACCGGGCUGGUCUGCCUGGUGCCGCUCCCGUAUUGCCUCAAGAGCUGCCGCAGCUUGGAUCAUUAUUGCAGCUGCUGUAACCAGUACCUGGGCAAAGCCGUCAACUAA